UCUAGAUUAUCUCUCAAGGGUCUCCGCCGAAAAAAGGUGCAAAAAUAUGUCCCAGGGAGGAUUCGAACCUCCGGCUUCACGGUUUUGUGCAGGCCACAACGUGAUGAUUUGACCACUAAUCGACAAGGACGAUCUUAGCAACCUACUUUUCCGUCGCUUGUCAACCGGCCGUUCACAAAUGAAAUGCUUAGGAGCGAUGACGGCUACCUUCUUCAUUGAAAUAUCUUGAAUAUGGCCCUACUGAGGGAUAGUCGAAAUUCCCGAUUAACAUCCCCAAGGAAGCCUUUUCUAGCCCUUGGUCUCGAGGGCUCAGCCAACAAGUUGGGCGCAGGCGCCAUAAAGCAUAACGAGGACGGGUCCACUGCUGUGCUGGCCAAUGUCCGACAUACAUAUAUCACGCCGCCUGGAGAGGGGUUUUUACCGCGUGAUACGGCCCAGCAUCAUCGCGAAUGGGCGAUCAAAGUGAUAAAGGAUGCCGUUUCGCAGGCUGGCAUCUCCAUGCACGAUCUAGAUUGUAUCUGCUACACCAAAGGUCCUGGGAUGGGUGCACCUUUGCAGUCUGUCGCCCUUGUUGCCCGAACGUUGGCGAUUAUGUUUAACAAACCUCUGGUGGCCGUGAAUCAUUGUGUGGGACAUAUUGAAAUGGGUCGUGAGAUCACUGGUGCUCAGAACCCUGUGGUGCUAUACGUCUCAGGCGGAAACACACAAGUCAUAGCCUACUCGAGACAGUGCUACAGAAUAUUUGGCGAAACCCUCGAUAUAGCCGUAGGAAAUUGUCUUGACCGGUUUGCAAGGGUCAUCAACCUUAGCAACGCCCCGAGUCCAGGAUACAAUAUUGAGCAAGAGGCCAAAAAGGGCAAACGACUUGUCCCCCUUCCUUACACAACGAAGGGAAUGGAUGUCAGUUUAUCUGGGAUUUUGACGUCUGUCGAAGCCUACACCGCGGAUGAGCGCUUUAGGCCCACCGGUGCCCCUUAUAACCCGAAAGACGAUGUUAUUACGCCUGCGGAUCUGUGCUAUUCAUUACAGGAAACCGUGUUUGCCAUGCUUGUAGAAAUCACGGAGAGGGCCAUGGCUCACAUUGGAAGUACAGAAGUUCUCAUUGUCGGUGGUGUGGGUUGCAACGAGAGGUUGCAGGAGAUGAUGGGCAUCAUGGCUCAAGAGCGCGGGGGUCGAGUUUUUGCGACGGACGAACGUUUUUGCAUUGACAAUGGGAUUAUGAUCGCGCAUGCCGGACUCCUUAGCUAUCGGACGGGGUAUGAUACUCCUUUGGAGAAGAGCACUUGCACACAACGGUUCCGGACGGAUGAGGUCCGUGUGACAUGGAGGCUAUAACUUCGUAGAGGUUAUUGAACCCCCGGGGUAACAAGCCGUUUGCGGUUCGUGAUGGGGCCGUGUACGUUGGUGUCGUCGAAUGUUUUAUCGAGAGGCCGUCCGCCGAGUUCGUCGCAGCCUAACAUCUGUGAUGUGUCAAGUUACAAACCAUCUCUCAAUCGAUUUUGCUUGCUUAAGU
Messenger RNA from Pisolithus orientalis, 1513 nucleotides. RefSeq names its product peptidase M22 glycoprotease. Lineage: Eukaryota; Fungi; Basidiomycota; Agaricomycetes; Boletales; Pisolithaceae. Gene Ontology annotation, cellular component: EKC/KEOPS complex; cytoplasm. The transcript is spliced from 8 exons. The record is from RefSeq and is a predicted model, not a curated record. Bases 232 to 1335 code for a protein of 367 amino acids. Gene Ontology annotation, biological process: tRNA threonylcarbamoyladenosine modification.